AACAGAUAACGGCCUUCGACGGCACCGCUCACGGAAUGGGCACUCAUUUAAGCCGACGACCCUUCCGAAACGAUCGUUAUUCCUGGCGCUAGUUUCGGUGUGAUCACAACGACGACGAAGACGUCGACAAGUCUGUAGAAAGUCGGAGACAAUUAUUGUAAUAUCGGUGGUUCGAUCAGCAGUUGUGAUAGGAGUGAUAAUAAACUAGUUAAUCGAUAUAGUGAUCAAUACACGGUCAGUUGCAGAAACAGGCACGAUACGGUGCGAGUAGAAGAAUCAUACGUCGUAAACUUGUAAAGUUCGACUCUGCAUCAUGCGCUCUCCACGAGACAUCUUCACAUUCUACGAUCCCGCCACGAAGAUAUGGCGAGGCAACAACAAGCCACCCCUCUACAAUCCGAACCAAUCGCUGGGCGCCUUCUUACUAUCCGUGCUGAACCGCAGUCCCCGCCAGAUAGCGCAGAUUAGCGCCGACACCGGCGUUCGACUGACCUGCGCAGAAAUCCGCCUCCGAACGAUCCGCGUAGCACAGAACCUCACGCGGAUGGGUUACGGACAGGGGAACAUAUUCUCCAUGGCCAUCCGAAACGAGGAAAACGCAGCCCCGGUGCUAUUUGCAUGCUUCGCACUGGGAAUCCCGGUUAACACUCUGGACGCUUCCUUCGAACGCGACGAUCUAAGUCACAUGCUCAACCUGAUACGAUCCCAGGUGGUAUUCUGCGAUCGGGACACGUGGCCCGAAAUGAAGGUUGCGCUGGAAAUGACCAAGAACGAUGCGGUGGUGUUCAUCUUUGGAGAAGGCGGCGUCGAAGGUUGCAGACACGUCAACGAUCUACUGGUGGAAACGGGAACUGAGGAUCAGUUUGUACCGGAGCACUUUGAGGACGCAUCCACCCGAAUGGCCAUGAUCCUAUGUUCAUCCGGUACAACUGGUAAGCCCAAAGGAGUCUGCCUAUCGCACUCGAAUUGCAUUGCCAACGUGACCAACCUCUCGCAAAACUACUCCUCGGACGUGAUGCUGUGCUUCAGUUCGCUCUAUUGGCUGUCCGGGAUGUUCUUCCUUCUGAUUGGAACCACAAUCGGAGCAACACGGAUCAUAACCCGGGAUGUUUUCGAUCCGGCUCUCGCAUUGGAAAUCAUUCAGAAGUUCAAGGUUACUGUGGCCUUCUUUCCACCAGCUGCGGCACUAGAACUUCUGAAGCACCCGCAAGCUCCCAAUACAGACUUUUCCAGCAUUCGAUUGCUAUUCAGUGGAGGAUCGGCAGUUUCGGCGGAGCUCAAAUACGCACUAGACAAGAUGAUACCGCACAAUAGCAGCCGCGUUGGUUACGGAUUAUCGGAAAUAGGAGGCAUUGCCACCUUCAGCGACGCGGACAUCUACAAAGCUGGCACCGCUGGAUACUUGAGACCUCUGAUCCAAGCCAAGAUCGUCGAUUUGAACGGGGAGGCAUUGGACAUCGGUCAACAGGGAGAGAUCCUUCUGAAGCCCGUCUACAGGUUUCUGGGCUACUAUGGAAACGAUGAAGCUACGGCGGAGAUGGUGGACGUGGAAGGUUGGCUGCACACCGGAGAUAUUGGUCGGUUCGAUGAGGACGGUUUGCUGUACGUUGUUGAUCGCAAGAAGGACAUCAUCAAGUACGGCAACUACCAGAUAUCCCCGAGUGAGCUGGAGGGCGUUAUUCAAUCAGUACCGGGAGUGCUGAAUGUGUGCGUGGCCGGAAUUCCGGUUCCGGGAAACGACCUACCCGCUGCACUGGUGGUGAAAUGCGCGGAAACAGACGUCAGUGCUGAGGAAAUCCAUAGGGUGAUAAGCAAUAACCUAGGCAGCUACAAGCAACUCCGUGGAGGGGUCUAUUUCACCAAGGAGCUUCCCAUGACGCCCUCCGGAAAAGUUCUUCGAAGGCAGUGUAGGGAUAUUUUAAUCGAACGAUAUAACAACAGCAGCAAAUAGGACAAUGUGUUUAACACUUGUGUUCAGUUAAGAUUUUAUGUGGUUCCAAGCCGAUUUUUUUUUAACAUUAGACUAUUCUGCAUGUUAACUAAUUUCUAUAAGAAAUAAAAAUUGUGUUUGCCAUAAUAUCUACAUUA
Molecule: messenger RNA, 2088 nt
Organism: Aedes aegypti (yellow fever mosquito)
Lineage: Eukaryota; Metazoa; Arthropoda; Insecta; Diptera; Culicidae
Product: 4-coumarate--CoA ligase
Exons: 3
Coding region: 314-1951 (545 amino acids)
Biological process (GO): fatty-acyl-CoA biosynthetic process; long-chain fatty acid metabolic process
Molecular function (GO): long-chain fatty acid-CoA ligase activity
Source: RefSeq, a predicted model, not a curated record